This is a messenger RNA of Cyprinus carpio (common carp), 1670 nucleotides long. RefSeq names its product RAD9 checkpoint clamp component B (gene rad9b). Gene Ontology annotation, cellular component: checkpoint clamp complex. Gene Ontology annotation, biological process: mitotic intra-S DNA damage checkpoint signaling; DNA replication checkpoint signaling; cellular response to ionizing radiation. The record is from RefSeq and is a predicted model, not a curated record. Lineage: Eukaryota; Metazoa; Chordata; Actinopteri; Cypriniformes; Cyprinidae. The transcript has 10 exons.
AUGCUAAUAUCCAUCAACAUCCCAAACAGCAGGGUGAUCCUUCAGUUUCACUGCAGACACGGAAUAACAAAGACCUAUAAUUUGGGGUAUCAGGAAUGUGAAGCAUUGCAGGCCGUGUUCCCAGCUCACCUCUGUCCAAAUGUCCUGAUGGCCCAGUCCAAACUUUUAGGUGACAUCGUGGUGCAUUUUCCGGUUUCUCAAGAAGAGGUCACUCUUUCCAUUUCCUCGUUUAAAGUAACCUCGAAGACCUUUUGAGAGAAAGAAAAUAACUGCAUCAAAGGCAUGACCACCGAGCUGAUGCUGCACCCAGAUGAGUUUGACUAUUUUCAGGUUGGAGAGGAUUCAGCUGUGACCUUCUGCCUCAAAGAACUGAGGGGGUUGCUGUCCUUUGCUGAGUCUUAUGGUCUACCAGUGUUUAGUCAGUUUGGUGUAGCUGGACAGCCUGUAUCCUUCACUGUAAAAGACAUGAUGCUGGAGGCCCAUGUUGUGUUGUCCACUUUAACGGAUCUGAUCCUCGAGAGCCCCUCUCAACCUGCACCUGGGGAUGACUGUCCUGUCAACAUCCCAAAGACCUCCACAGCAGAAGUCUCCACAUGUGAAGGCCCUAUGGAGACAGAGGUGUGCAUCGCUGAUGGGGAACAGGUGGCUUCCAGUCAGGGCAGUGAUGUUUUUAAUCCAACUCCUCAUAUGAGGAAGAUGAUUCAGCUUCAAACACCUGGAGAGAUGCUGCCAAGACUCAGACUGGCACCUGAAUCGGCCUUGACUACACCAGUAACACCAGCCACUUUUAAGAUCCGCUCACUGCUCUUUGGGGCAGUAUACAGCGAUGGAGGGAACGGGAAGACUGCGGAUUUGCCCAGUCUGGUCUGUGUCAGUGACUCAGAGGAGGACGGAAGAACAGAGGAGUGACUCGGAUAACAACGUAAGCAGAGCUGAGGAAUGUUAACCUUAACACACAGUUCAGAUGAGUUCGGUCACCAUGGAGAAGAUAAAUCAAAACUUCAAAACAAACAUUCUUGAGGACUGAAGGACUCCGUGUUCUUUAAAAUGCUGCCCGAGAAACGAUCAGUUAUGUAAGACUGCAGCAAUUACUGCUAUUGUACACAUACCUUGCCGCAUUAUCCAGAGAAAGCCUUAUGUUUCGCAUGACUGUUGAAUUGAAAACAUAUGUCAGUUGGAAGCUUGACCAUUCAGAUUGUGUCAGAGUUGAGCUGGACAGCUGUGCAAAACAAAUGAACUUAAUUUCACUCCCCUUUUAGAGGCAUUUUGUCAUUUGAGCUCUUAAUGUGAUGGUUCAGUCAAUCGCUGUUGUAUUAGUUCAUGCUCAUGCUAUCGGGGUCACAUGAUAUACUGGUUUUGUUGACUGCUGACAAACAAAUUUCUCCAGACACUUACCGGUGAUUGUAAUGUGCUCAGUAUUUAAGGAUCUCAUGCCCUUUGUAACAAUUUACACCUCAGUUGAGCAUAAAAUGUAAGAAAACCACAAACUGUUGCAAAUGUAUACAGGGAUGAUGCUUAUAAAAAUGCAAAGAAAUGGAAGCCUUAAAGCUGAAGUGUGUCAUUUUGUCACUUAUUUCUCUUCAGGAGAACAAUCUACCAAUGGUUCAUAUAUAGAUGAUUUAAACAUUUCUGCUUUAAAGGAAUUGUUAAUCCAAAAAUGAUUUGCUUAA